Pipistrellus nathusii (Nathusius's pipistrelle) is the source of this 1461-nucleotide messenger RNA. The record is from the annotation of a GenBank genome assembly. NCBI's taxonomy places the organism in Eukaryota, Metazoa, Chordata, Mammalia, Chiroptera, Vespertilionidae.
AUGGAUUAUUUCCCUGAUGAGACCAAUUCAACGGACAUACACUCCCAGCCUUCGUAUAAGCCCCCAAUAAUUCUGUCCAUGGUCAUUCUCAGCCUCACUUUCUUAUUGGGAUUGCCAGGCAAUGGGCUGGUGCUGUGGGUGGCUGGCCUAAAGAUGAAGUGGACCGUGAACACUGUUUGGUUUCUCCAUCUCACACUGGCAGACUUUCUCUGCUGCCUCUCCUUACCCUUCUCCCUGGUUCACUUGGCUCUCCAAGGACACUGGCCUUAUGGUUGGCUCCUAUGCAAGCUCAUUCCUUCCAUCAUCAUCCUCAACAUGUUUGCCAGCGUCUUCCUACUGACUGCCAUUAGCCUGGACCGCUGCCUUCUGGUACUCAAGCCCAUCUGGUGCCAGAAUCACCGCAACGUGAGGACAGCCUUCGCCAUCUGUGGAUUUAUCUGGGUGAUGGCUUUUGCAAUGUGCAUACCUGUGUUCAUGUACCGGGAAACGAUCCCCAUAGACGACCAAACUAUGUGUGGCUACAAUUAUGGUAGCAAUAGCUCACCAGAUUAUUCAUACUACACUUUUGAUCAACUGGAAAAUGGAUCUCUUGACUAUUCCAAUGUUCAGUUGCUUGAAAAAAUGGUUGACAAGUCAGAUGCUUUCUCUUCACAAAGAAAUGAUCAUCCUUGGACAACUACCACUCUCCUCCAGUCUGAAACCUUUCAAAGACCUCCUGGAGAUUCAGUCCCUGUGGGUUCAACUAGAUUAUCUAAUCAACAUCCAUAUUAUAAUUUAAUUAAACCUGAUAAUGAGGCCUCCCCAACAACCCCCAUUGGCCUUCCCAUUGAAGAUCACAGAAUUAACUCACAGGAUGACUCUGAUGCUUUCCUCUCUACCGAUUUAGAACUUUUCUCUAAUACCUCUAGUAAUGCUGCAUACACAAUUGUGCCACCACAAUAUUUCCAGUACUAUACUUAUACUGAAGGACACUUUGAACCUAGCAAUAAAGUUCCAACACCGGAGGUGAUAAUAACCAUCACUAGGCUAGUGAUGGGUUUCCUGCUGCCCUGUAUUGUCAUGGUGACCUGUUAUAGUCUCAUUAUCUUCAAAAUGUGGGGUCGCUCGAUCAAGGCUCAGAGCAAAACCUUCCAGGUGGCCAUCGUGGUGGUGGUUGUCUUCAUUGUCUGCUGGGCCCCAUACCACAUUUUUGGAGUCCUCUUUUUGUUUUAUCACUCAGAGCAUGAAGGGAGCUUGAAGGAAGCUCUGCUAUCCUGGGACAGUGUGGCCAUUGCUCUAGCAUCUGCCAAUAGUUGCUUCAAUCCCUUCCUCUAUGCCCUUAUGGGGAAAAACUUUAGGGAGAAAGCAAGGCAGUCUGUGCAGGGCAUUCUGGAGGCAGCUUUCAGUGAGGGGCACACACAUUCUACCAGUUGUACUCAAAGCAAAGGCUUUUCUAAAACCAACACCAGCACAGCUGUGUGA